Euleptes europaea (tarantolino) is the source of this 1666-nucleotide messenger RNA. It is a transcript of the gene ENTPD3, whose product is annotated as ectonucleoside triphosphate diphosphohydrolase 3. Gene Ontology annotation, biological process: nucleoside diphosphate catabolic process. Lineage: Eukaryota; Metazoa; Chordata; Lepidosauria; Squamata; Sphaerodactylidae. Bases 15 to 1649 code for a protein of 544 amino acids. Gene Ontology annotation, cellular component: plasma membrane. The transcript is spliced from 11 exons. The record is from RefSeq and is a predicted model, not a curated record. Gene Ontology annotation, molecular function: UDP phosphatase activity; GDP phosphatase activity.
CGACUACAGUCAAGAUGACAGACAACAAGCAACUGAAGUCAACUGAAGAAAGUUUGAACAAAGAGAUGUUUACGGCUCUGUCCCGCCAACCCUGUGAACAAACAGGCUUCCGGGUCCUGUACAAAAUGCCAACCAUUGUUGCUUUCGUUUUUCUGCUUUUAAGCAUAGCUGUUAUAGUUGCUAUUACUCUUGUCCAGCUGAAUCAAAAAGCUGUCCUUUCGCCAGGUCUGAAGUAUGGAAUAGUACUUGAUGCCGGGUCGUCUCGGACAACAGUAUACAUAUACGAGUGGCCAGCAGAAAAAGAAAACAACACCGGAGUAGUCAGUCAGACCUUCAAGUGCAAUGUGAAAGGUCCUGGGAUAUCCAGCUAUGGGAGUAACCCUCAAGAAAUUGCUAAGCCCAUUAAUGACUGUAUGGAUAAAGUCAAGGAAAAAAUUCCAUUUCACUUGCAUAGGCACACACCUGUCUACCUGGGAGCCACCGCUGGCAUGAGACUUCUGAGGUUGCAAAAUGAAACAGCAGCCAGUGAAGUCCUUGAGAGCAUUCAAAACUACUUCACAUCCCAGCCCUUUGACUUUAGGGGUGCUCAAAUCAUAACUGGGCAAGAGGAAGGGGUGUAUGGAUGGAUUACAGCCAACUAUUUAAUGGGCAAUUUCUUGGAGAAAAACAUUUGGCGCGCCUGGGUCCGUCCUGAAGGAGCAGAGACGACAGGAGCCCUCGAUUUAGGAGGGGCCUCCACUCAAAUAUCAUUCAUCCCUGAAGGAACUGCUGAGAAUUCUAACAGCACGCUAAAUUUCCAGCUAUACGGUUACGAUUAUAGCGUAUACACCCACAGCUACCAAUGUUAUGGGCGAGAUGAAGCAGAGAAACAAAUGUUAGCAUCGGCGUUACAGAAUUCAGGCAGUAAAUCCAGGAUCAACAAUCCGUGUUAUCCUCGGAAUUAUGAAACUGUUUUAACGAUGAAGCACUUAUUCGGAAGCCGUUGCACCGAAUUUCUAAGACCCGAGAAUUACAAUCCAAGCCAUCCUGUAACGGUCAUGGGAACGGGGGAUCCAGCUCUCUGCAUGGAGGCCGUGUCUACAUUGUUUGAUUCGACAGCUUGCAAAGACAGAGAAGACUGUUCAUUUAAUGGCGUCUACCAGCCAAAAGUGAAAGGGAAGUUUGUGGCCUUUUCAGGAUUCUAUUAUACAGCCAAUGCUCUGAAUUUAUCUGGAGAAUUUUCACUGAAUGACUUCAACUCAAGCCUCUGGUCUUUCUGUGCAAAGAAUUGGGUCCAGCUUCCAUAUAUGCUGCCUAAGUUUGAGGAAACAUACGCAAGAUCUUACUGCUUUUCAGCAAACUACAUCUAUUACCUGCUUGUACAUGGGUAUAAAUUUAAUGCAGAUACUUGGCCUCAGAUCCACUUUCAGAAGGAAGUGGGGAACAGUAGCAUUGCCUGGUCCCUGGGCUACAUGCUUAGCCUCACCAACAUGAUUCCAGCCGAGAGUGAUCGGGUCUGGUUGCCCGUGAAUCCCUCUCUGUUUGCCGGACUUCUACUCUUCUUCACAGCAGUGGCAUUACUGUGUCUCAUCUUCCUCGUGUACUCAUGUGUUGUGUCACGCAUGCACAAGAACACCUGCCAUGUUGAACAUGUAUUCGCUGUAGAAUAAAACUAGCUCCUAACGAA